Molecule: messenger RNA, 473 nt
Organism: Phaedon cochleariae (mustard beetle)
Lineage: Eukaryota; Metazoa; Arthropoda; Insecta; Coleoptera; Chrysomelidae
Source: the annotation of a GenBank genome assembly
GUUAAUGUCAACUAUUAUUUCGACACUGUUGUAUUACUUUGUAAUAAAUAAGUUAUUCAUAGUUCCGUUGGAGUAGAUUUAAGGAUGUGGUUCGAGAUCAUUCCAGCUUUUAGUAUAAUAGCAGUUGCUAUGGCUGCUCCUCACGGCAUAGCAUAUGUGUUGAACCAUUUAGUGGUUGGUAACUGCUUCAGAAGGCUUCUAGAGACGAGAGAUCAGCGUUUGCAGUACCUGAGGGAUAAAAGAUUGACGGGUGAUCCGUAUAAAGUGGCUGGUUUGGAAAACAUUCUUGACGUUCCUGACGAAGACGAAUGCGACCAGAUUCGUGAAGAAGAGUGUUUCGAUUUCCAAGAGAGCUGUGAAGAUGAAUCAAUUUGAUCAUGAUAUUGUUUGAAACGUGAAUUGAACCAUUGAUAAUAAACGUACCUACCUAGUUCCAUCGUACUCAGUAGAACUCAAAGGAUAAUCAAGAAAAG